CUGCUGCCGCCGCCGCCGCCAUACUGCCGGCGGCGGCCUGUGCGGCGGGGGGCAGGGCGCUGCCCUCGCCUGCGGGGGGCACGCCCACUGGCGGCGCUGCCCCUGCAGGUGGGCUCCCCCACGGGCGCCGCCGCCUCCGCGGGCGGUUCGGCCAGCGGGGCAACGCCCGCAGGCGGUGCUACCCCGCCGGGCAGCCGCCCCUGGGGGGGUUUCGCCCGCGGGAGCAGCGGAGGCCCUGCGGCGCCUCACCCCGCGGUAGAAGCGGCCGCAGGCGCCUUUGCCCGUGGGUUCAGCACAAACGGCAGCAAGGGCAGCAACAGUUGUUGUCCUUUCUCGCUCUUGCGUCAACGAUUUUGACGUCAAAAGCUUCUCCAAAACACAACACACGCAGUUCAAAACCAAUCUUUCGCACGAACAACUUGGCUCUGAUACCACUGUUGGGAAAUCUUGGGGGCGACAUCACAUGCGCAGCGGAAGAACAAGAAAAAUAAAAUCUCCUAUUCCCAAAGAGAUGUUCGUCAUCGUGCAAAGAUUGAUGCACAAAAUCCGUGAAACUUAAAACUGCGUAUAGAGUAGAUUGUGUUACCUAGGGAGAUCGUAUAUCCCUGUUUCCUUAUAGAUCUUUAGGAGAGGAUGAAGGAGGUUAAGCGUCCUCCUCUCUAGCGGUGAUCUACACGGCAGGGCUGCUACGACGCUCCUCAAAACUCCAGGCCUGCUCUAAGAUAGAGAGGGGGAGGAGAAUAGGAGAGGCAAGCAAAGGCUCUAGCCUAUGAGGCUCUGAAUCCCUCCUAUUUAUAAAGAUCCCCUAUCAAAACCUAAUGGAUCCUCCCCUAGUGGGUAUUGGAUCUGCAUCCAAUUACCCAAGCCUUUUAGAUUAGUGGAUCUUUAUCCAAUAAUCUCUCAUGGGCUCUUAUUGGAUCUCGUCCAUGAGAUCCAAUAAUUCAGGGACUUAUUAGAUAUCCAAUAAAGACAGGGGUUCCGACGGAUAUCUCUUAUCCGAACCUCUACUCAUCGUAAUGCCUACCAUAUGUGUGUGACUCUCUAGGCCCAAUAUCAAGCUGACCGUGAGUCAUACCUGUCAGAACUCCUUCUAACUUAGUGAAUUAUUAUCUUUGUAAUAAUUCACUCGACUCAUCGACUACGGACAUACUAGGCCACUACGCCGUAGUCUCCAGACGAUACAGGAGAAUCCAAUCCAUUAGACCUGUCUGUCCUCAGUUACCAUGUACCUAUAGUCCCUCAUCCAUCUAAUAUCCCAGAGACCGUAUAUCGAGCAUGGUGCUGUCAGACCCAUACGGUUUCUACUCGAGUCUCGCUUUAAUCGGAUUCUCCCGGAGAACUCUUUCUCUCUCAACCCGAAUGACCCUGGCUAGGGAUUUGUCUAAGCAAGAACACAUGGGAUAUUCCUCUCAUGACGUCGAGAGUGGAUGAUCCUCUAUCGACACUCAAUAGCCCUCGUAAGGUCGACUGCCACUCCCAAUGACCAGCUAUACUAGAUCUGGGACAUCCAAACCUAUAAGUCUAGUAUCAAAGAGUGGAGCAUUCAUACAGGACAUCCUUGGUGUCUCAAGUCUAAGGACCAAAGACACCACUAGGACUAUGGAAUCGUUGUCUGACAAUAAGACAUCAUUAACCAUCCAGCAUUCCAAAAGCGGAUCAAUUAGUGAACUCAUUCUCCAAUGAACACCUGUAUUGUAUCCUUAGUGUCCCCACACGAGCAGCUGUGAGACCAGCUGCAUCCAUCAUAUGGACGGGUAUACAGCACACCAGUCUGUCCGGUUAUCACGAUUUUCCUCUCGAGUAACCUAUGACCGGGAUUAUUUAGGAUAUGUGUUUAAAGGUGAAUUAGUCUCAUUAUUGUGAUAUCAUCACGAUCCGAUUCUCAUUGCACGGAUCCAAGGAUAUCACAAUAUAUACAUGCAUAUAUGCAAUAAUCAAGAUAAAGUGAUAAAUGCCAAAAUAUAAUAAGAAAAAAGAUUCCGUGUCAAGUCACACGUGCCAUCACUCACGUGAUUGGCUUGCUGGGCACCUAUGACUAGUAGAGCCAUCGCGGGCUAUUGUUGAUGCUCCGAUAACACUAGGAGAGAGCUCGUUGGGGCCGCCGUGAGGGCCUCGGGGGGUUACUGGCAGGUGAGGCCUAGGAGGGCCUUAGAUGAGACGAGUAGGUGUCUAAGAGGGGUGGUCAUGAGUCAUCAAACAUACGCCAACAGCGUUCAGGGGGUUGGUGCUCCACCGUGGGAGGUUUUGGACCAUAAGUAAUGCCUCCUUGCUGGAGCGUUCGUUGAGAGGAGUAGUAGAAGGAUGUUCCUAUGGCAUUUGGCCAUCCUUCUAGCACUAAAAUGAUAGUGCCACGAAUACUGUCGACUGAUGAGUCGGCCCAAUUGGUUCACUACUGAAGGUGCAUGCUCAUCUUGGUGUCUCCUCCUCGCUGAUGUGAGGUGCUGACGUGGCGAAUCGACGAGGGAGGUUCGCUAAGGGGGUGGUUCGUCGGGGGUGAUCUGGCCUUGGAACGAAGAGGUCAGGUUAAGGAGUGGGGAUCUCCCUUACUGCGGGGUCAUCUCCUAAUGGCGGGGUCGUCUCCUGACCACUGGUAGUCCUGCACAACAGGUCUGCGCUUGCGGUUUUCCUGUCUCGACCCCUCUGAUGCCUUAAGUCAGCGCAAAGCAAAGGGAGAGAAAGACAGCAGCAUUAGCUGUAUAAAUAAAAAAGUAGAAAAUAGAGAGGCUAUUACCUACCUGCCCUAGCUUGGCUUGGGGCGUGGCUUUUAUACUUAGGCAUCAAGCGGUCUAGUCAUGCUUUAGCUAAAGUCCCCCUUACUUUGAAUGGCGGAAGCAUUAAUGAGGGCGGCUUGCUGUCAGUCAUUAAUGCAGAUGCAUGGCUCGAGAUGUCAACCAAGAGGUGUCUAGGAAAGUUGAGGCGUGCUAUCAUUAAUGAUCGCUGGUUUCCAUGCCUUUAUUGUUUGUCAGUCCAUGUGGUGGAGGGAGCUGGAGGGUGCCAAUAUUAUCCCUAUCAGCUUGUAAGUAAGAAUCUUGAUAGGAACCCUGUUUGGUGGCAAGAUGGUUACUGCUGCAUGUGGAAAACUACCAAAAAAUAGGAAAGUUAUUGCACAAGAAAAAGAUACUUCUUGUGAUUCAGUGAGAUCGUGGUAGGAAAGUAGGAUUCCAUUUUGAUAUGUUGCUAAUAAAGCCAACUUAUGGUUUGUUACUUCUGCCCUACUCUAAACUAUUGCAUUCUUCCAGUUUCAAACCACCUGGGUUUUCUUUAGCUCAUGAUCUAUCUGAAGAUGUUUCUUCUUUGUCGAGAAGAAUGUUUACAAUUUAGCUGGAGAAUAGAAUCUGGGAUUGACCAUUAUGUAUCAGUUUCAUUUUAGCUCUGCCGUUCUUGUCUAGUUUCAUUUUUUAACUUUUUCAAGCUGUCACCAUUGUAUAGAUGUCUUGGAGACACCUGUAACUUUGUGGAAUUAGAGACAUUGAUAAGAAUGUUGAAUUUCAGUUUCAUUUUCAACAUCAAAACAUUAACUGCUACAAACAAUAAUGCACCUAGUUUCAGGAAUUCAGAACUCUCUCACAUAUAUCCUGUAUUUAAGACUAUAUCUUCCAACCCCCAUUAUUACAUUGAUUUUGAUAUAUCUCAUUGCUAAUUACUGGGCAUGGUAUUGAUAUUUUGGUCAAUGCAUAUUGUGUUAAAAAUAACACAAUAUAAUUCCUUGUACUCUAUUGUAAAGAAUAACGAUUUGUGAUCCUUUCUGCCUAUAAUUCUUUUCAUAGUGUAUACUGGUAGCACAACCAUAAUUGGAUAGCAUGAGAGAAUCUAAAUUGCUUCUUUUCCUUCAUAUUGUUUUCUGUCAUCCUAACAAGUCAUUGUUUAUGUGGAUUGUUUGGUUGCUGGCUCCAUGAUUUAUAAUAUGUAAAUAUGCCAAACUAGAACAUGCUUGAUAUGCUACUAGGUGCUACCUUUGCUUUUAGUUUGUAUGAUCAAUCUUGUUUCUUCCUAAAAUAGAUGCUUUUGUAGAUCAUUCCUAUCUGAUAAAUGAUGAACACUGAUGAAGCUAACUCUGUCAUAUUGUUAUCUUUUCAACUCAUUCAUAUUUCACCAUGAAGGAUCAUCAUUCUAUUUGUUAAGUGAAUUAAGUGGUUAGACAUCCAUAGCUUCUCUUAUGACAUUUUAUGGCAAAACAAGGAUAUGUAAUUAACAAUAAUAUGCUCAAUUGUCAGGUUGGAGAAGAUGGGGGCUUUAGAAGUCCAUAAAUUGGUUAAUGAGCACCAAGGGUGGCGCCUUCUUUCUUGCAUUUGGCUACAUGCUGGAUUGAUCCAUGUAAUUACCAAUAUGUUGAGUCUUCUCUUUGUUGGAAUUCAACUUGAGCGAGAAUUUGGAUUUGCAAGAAUUGGCCUGUUAUACAUCAUGUCUGGAUUUGGCGGGAGUCUGUUGUCUUCUCUGUUUACUGCAUCAAGGAUCUCUGUUGGUGCCUCUGGUGCCCUGUUUGGAUUGCUUGGUGGCAUGCUUUCUGAACUUUUAACUAACUGGACAAUCUAUGCUAAUAAGUUUGCAGCAUUGUUGACCCUUAUAUUUAUUAUUGUAAUUAAUUUGGCUGUUGGACUCCUCCCGGAUGUGGACAACUUUGCGCAUAUUGGAGGAUUUGUUUCUGGGUUUCUUCUUGGAUUUAUGCUUCUAAUUCGACCCCAGUUCGGGUGGGUUAGCCGAGAGAAUGCUCUACCUAUGUAUCAUUCAACCCCAGUCAAACACAAGCACAAGAUAUACCAAUACAUACUAUGGAUCACUGCAGCCCUCCUUCUGGUUGUUGGGUUCACCAUCGGCCUCGUCAUGCUGUUUCGAGGGGUUAAUGCAAAUGAUUAUUGUCCUUGGUGCCGUUAUCUAAGUUGCAUUCCUACGUCAAAAAAGAGUUGUUCAUCAUCGCCCAUUUAUUGCUCGUCAUCUCAAGAAGGGAGCAACGUGAACUUGUCAUGCGAAGGCAGCAGCAGAACCCACAGCUACUUCUUGCCGGACGCAACGGAAGCUCGAUUACGAGAACUGUGCUCCCAGCUAUGCAGUUGACGAUGCAUUUUUCGUUUCUAUUCCUCCAUUAUUUGUAGUCCAUUUUAGAUUCUUUGUACACAUGGGAAGCAAUGCUUUCUUUCUAUUAUAGGGUGUUGCUUUGUGUGGCCCCAUUAAUUUACGGGUCGCUUCAAUCCAAUUAGAUACCUGUAAACAUCGAAUAGCUGUGAUGGAAACAAUGCUCUUUGCGUGAUCGACAAUUAAACGAAUGAAAGGAACUAUAAAGCUUUGAACUUA
Musa acuminata AAA Group (dessert banana) is the source of this 5289-nucleotide messenger RNA. Its product is annotated as RHOMBOID-like protein 1. NCBI's taxonomy places the organism in Eukaryota, Viridiplantae, Streptophyta, Magnoliopsida, Zingiberales, Musaceae. Gene Ontology annotation, molecular function: serine-type endopeptidase activity. Gene Ontology annotation, cellular component: membrane. The record is from RefSeq and is a predicted model, not a curated record. Gene Ontology annotation, biological process: proteolysis. Bases 4225 to 5052 code for a protein of 275 amino acids. The transcript has 5 exons.